GCUGUUAACGAGGUGCGUGCGCGGCAAGCACGGGAUGUCAAUUGUAAAUAAUGCAGUGUUGAUUUGUUUCUCUCUUUUUCAUUGCCAAUAAUGUCUCGUUUCGUAGUUUUGUCGUGUCGCUUGCAGUGUAGAUGAUGUUUCAUGGAUACAAACACCUGCAUGCCGCAUGUCCACGUUUUCCUGAGCGUCUGGGACACGAUGAUAUGAAGCGAGUUGGUUUGCUCGACAGGCACGUGCGUUGAGUCGGUGUGUGAUUUGAACGCAUUCUGCAAAUGCAUUUGACGGUUAUGCUGCCCGAAAGUUCCCAGUUGAGUCUGAGUGAAAGAGAAAAGGGCUAAAGCCAGCGCACUUUACAGCACCACGCACAAACCUGACCAUAAGCAAUGAGUGACCCUCAGGAUGCCAGUGACGUCACUUCAGCCGCAAGCUUGACACAGCAUUUGCCUGUUGCAGUGCAUUCUCCGCCCCAGCGAUGUGAUGAUGAUGAUGAAGGGGACUUGAACAAGACACUGGGAGUGCAGCGCUUCCAGCAGAUCCUCACACCCCCCCAGCGCUUGCCAAUUGAACAACACCGCACCUUUAAUGAGGAGGACUUUGAGUAUCACCGUCACAGCUCUCUACACAUUCACCACCCUCUGUCUAAACACUUCCCAGAGGGCCGGAGGAAAAAGCCCGGAAGAAAGCGGAAGGACUCAGGAAGGAGGAGGAGUUCAUCUAUGGGAUCAGCUCCGCCAAUAGAUGAGGAUGAAGAGGAUGAAGAGGUGGAUGAAGAUUCCUGUAGUCAGCAGGAUAAAGAGGGCAAUGUCACCACCACACCUACACCGGAAACGGACACAGAGGUGGAUGCACAGUUUUUUGUAUCAGAAGAUGAUCGAGACUCCACUGUAAAUAAGAAUGGUAAAGCCUCACCACAACGAAAGCUGCCUAUCAUACCCCAUUCAAUGCUUCACACCAGUAUCAGCAUACCAGAAAAUGUUACAACAACUGCGGGCAGAAACUGGGUUCAUAAUCUGCCCAAUGGCAGACGAGUUUCUGCCCCAUGUUUGUUUCCAAGUUUGAGUUCUGGCCGCAGUUACGAUCUGCAGGAGCGCCGCCGGACGGGCAACAUGACAGGCACAUCCUUACAACACUAUCAAUACAUGCCUACUGAUGAGAGCGAGGCACAGACGCUCGCCACCGUUGACCUGGAUGGCAUUAAAAGUCACAGGUUUGAGGAUGUCCCUGGUGUGCGGCGGCACCUGGUUAAGAAAAGCGCUAAAGGUCAGGUGGUUCACAUCGGCAAGGAUCACAAAGAGCCCAGCAGUCGUAUCCGCACCAAGUUGGAUCGAACCCCACAUGAGAGGAGAUCAUGGCCCUGUUACAUGGACUACAGGGUUCGUCGUGCCCGACAGCUGAAGGUGUUUGUUGAGCUGAAUGAGUUACUGAUGGAUAAGAACCAGGAGAUGCAUUGGAAGGAAACAGCUCGUUGGAUAAAGUUUGAGGAGGAUGUGGAGGAGGAGACAGAGCGCUGGGGCAAACCUCACGUAGCUUCACUCUCAUUCCGCAGCCUGCUGGAGCUCCGCAAGACCAUUUCACACGGUGCAGUGUUGUUGGAUCUGGACCAGAAGACGCUGCCUGGUAUUGCUCAUCAGGUGGUGGAGCAGAUGAUAAUCUCAGAUCAAAUCAGAGCACAGGACAGAGCCAAUGUGCUCCGAGCCCUGCUCCUCAAACACAUUCAUCCGAGUGACGGCAAGGAGCACAGCUUAUUUAAACGGAACAUCUCAGCAACCAGCCUUGGCUCUCUUAUAUCUCAUUACCAUAGCAGUAACCAUAUCGCCACCCCGGAGCCCCCUGCCACAGACCCGCUCAUCGGAGGACUACGUAACUUUGAGUCACGCAUUAGUGUAGACUCAGAUAGGAUCGAGAAAGACACAGCCCAGUUUUUUGGUUUGCACAAGACCAAAUCUAAACAUGAGCUGAAGCUGCUUGAGAAGAUUCCGGAGGAUGCAGAAGCAACCGUUGUCCUCGUGGGUAGUGUGGAUUUCCUGGAUCAGCCCACCAUGGCCUUUGUGAGACUGCAGGAAGCGGUUCUGUUAGAGUCUGUUCUUGAAGUGCCGAUUCCAGUGCGCUUUCUGUUCGUGUUGCUCGGCCCUCCCAAUGCCAACAUUGACUACCACCAAAUCGGCCGCUCCAUAUCAACACUUAUGUCUGAUAAACACUUCCAUGAAGCGGCGUAUUUGGCAGAUGAGCGGCAGGACCUGCUGACAGCCAUCAACAGCUUCCUGGACUGCAGUAUUGUGCUUCCUCCAUCUGAGGUUGGAGGAGAUGAGCUGCUGCAUUCUAUCGCUCGCUUCCAAAAAGAGAUGCUGCACAAGAGACAUGAACAAGAGGUCAAACUACAGGCCAAGGAACCCAAGAGCCCAGAGGACACCGCUCUUCAGCCUCCUCUGAAACCUGAAGACGAUCCUCUUCGGAGGACGGGUCGGCUGUUUGGUGGGGUUAUCCGAGAUGCACGGAGCCGCUACCCCAAAUACAUCAGUGAUUUUAAAGAUGCCCUAAGUCCUCAAUGCAUGGCCACAGUCAUAUUCAUUUACUUUGCUGCCCUUUCUCCUGCCAUCACCUUUGGAGGACUAUUAGGUGAAAAGACUGAUGGUUUGAUAGGUGUGUCAGAGCUGAUUAUUUCCACUGCUGUGCAGGGAAUGUUGUUCUGUCUGCUAGGGGCUCAACCUCUGCUGGUGGUGGGCUUCUCUGGACCCCUUCUAGUGUUCGAAGAGUCCUUCUAUUCAUUCUGUAGGUCCAAUGAAAUCGAGUAUCUGACAGGACGUUUGUGGAUUGGAAUCUGGUUGAUCAUCAUUGUAGUUCUCACGGUGGCCUUUGAAGGGAGCUUCCUGGUGCGAUUUGUGUCCCGCUUCACCCAAGAGAUCUUCUCCAUCCUUAUCUCUCUCAUUUUCAUCUACGAGACCUUCUUCAAGCUGGGAAAAAUCUUCAUGGAUCAUCCUCUCAGAAGCUGCAGUGGGCGAGAAGAAAAUGACACCGCUUUAUCAACACCCACAAGUGACGGCAGGUCUCCAGAUGCCCCUCAAACCCUAAACCAGCCAAACACAGCUCUCCUCUCCCUGGUGCUCACGACCGGCACCUUCUUCAUUGCCUUCUAUCUGCGUAAAUUCAAGAACAGUGCUUUUUUCCCUGGCACGCUCCGAAGGGCUAUUGGAGAUUUUGGAGUUCCUAUUGCAAUCUCCACCAUGGUUCUUCUGGACUAUGGCAUUAAGGACACUUACACACAGAAACUAAGUGUGCCUGAUGGCUUCUCUGUGACCAGCCCGGACAAGCGUGGUUGGUUAAUACACCCAAUGGGCUCUGAUGGCCAGUUCCCCAUUUGGAUGAUGGUUGCCAGCAUUCUACCUGCCCUGCUCGUCUACAUCCUCAUUUUCAUGGAGACUCAAAUCACCACUCUUAUUGUGAGCAAGAAGGACAGGAUGCUGGUUAAGGGUUCAGGGUUUCACUUGGACCUGCUGAUCAUCGUGGUCAUGGGAGGCGUUUCAGCGCUCUUUGGGCUGCCGUGGUUGACUGGUGCUACGGUUCGUUCUGUAACUCAUGCAAAUAGCCUCACAGUGAUGAGCAAAGCUGUUGCACCUGGUGACAAACCACGCAUUCAGGAAGUGAAAGAGCAGAGAGUAACAGGAUUUCUAGUGGCUCUUCUAGUAGGUCUGUCUAUUGUGAUUGGAGAUGUUUUGCGGCAGGUUCCUAUCGCUGUGUUGUUUGGUAUAUUCCUCUAUAUGGGAGUGAUGUCUCUCAAUGGGAUCCAGCUAACUGAACGCAUGAUGCUGCUAUUUAUGCCACCAAAGUACCAUCCUGACCACACUUAUGUCCGCAAGGUGCGUACUCUACGCAUGCACCUGUUCACAUGUUUGCAGCUGGUGUGUCUGGCUGUGCUGUGGGCUGUAAUGUCAACCUCGGCCUCGUUAGCCUUCCCGUUUGUUCUCGUCCUCACUGUGCCAUUCAGAAGGUUCCUGCUGUCCCGAAUAUUUACCCAACGUGAGAUACAAUGUCUUGAUGCAGAUGAUGCAGAGCCUUCAUUGGAUGACAAAGAAGGCCAAGAUGAAUAUACAGAGAUGCAAAUGCCAGUAUGACCUCAUUCCUCACCUGUUUCUACCUGGGCUGGCCUGACUCUCUUUUCAGUCAGAGAUGUCCAGAUGUACUGCCCUGAUUUUUUUCAUUAAUCAGUUUGUAUCUCCAUUUUGUUUUCGCUUAAAUUAUUUAAACAUUAUAUUUAUACAUAUGUAAAAAAAUGUUAAGAGGUUGCUCAAUGACACUUUAGCAACUAGUGUCAACUGUACUAUUUUUUUCUGUUUAUUUAUCAGAGUUGAAAUGUUAUCGUACUAAUGUGUGUGUAUUGGAGGGGUUAAAUGAAUUUAUGAUAUCCAGUCAGCUCAAAAUGAUACAGGAAGCACUUUAAGGUCAAUUUGAAAUGAAGCCUUUUCAAUUCAUUUUAUUUCAUUGCAAGGUGACAUACAAUGUACUCCUAAAAAUGAAUAACUGUACAGAAUGAGAUUCAUGCAAAUUAUAUAUGAUUGAUAUUUUUGUAGCUAAAUUAAAAUAAUACUAAAAUAAUUAGUUAUAAUUAAACAGAGAUUUAUGCUGUAUUCAACAACAACAACACACACAGACACACACACACACGCAUAUAUAUAUAAUAUUGCCUAUAGCAACAAAAAACAGUUUGCAGUCACCAGUUUAUCUGGAAGAAGGAAACAUAUAUAUAUAACAAUAUGUUCUUUUGAAAAUUGUUGCAUAGCUGUUUGGAAACUAUUUUUCUCACCAGAGCACCAAAGAGGCCUGUGUGUUUAUAUAACAUGAACACUAAGAGAAUCAUAUAAGUAGUGUUAAUAGUAUAUAAUACGUAAAUAUACAGUCAUUGGAUUAUAGUGGAUUUGAUUCACCUUGUUUGUCUGAGAGAAAAGUCAUUUAAAAAUUGUUUUAUGGAGUUCAAAAGGUGAAGUUUUACACUAUCUCAGUUAUGAUAAUGUUGAUUAAAAUAUCACAGAGCACAUGAAAUGUUUUGAUCGUUUAAUGCACUACCAUUUAUUUUUAUUAACAAGCUUCAUAGGUGAAUAUUUGUCUUUUAAGGGAACAUAACUAGAAUCUAUGAAAUUUGUUAAAGCAAAAAAAACAAAAAAAACAAACAAGUGUAGAUUUGGUAUAAUGCUAUAAUCAAUUUUCUUAAAUGUGUCUCAUGUACAUUCCAAUCAAAAAGACGAUCUUGCAAACAAAUUAUUUUUAUAAAGAAGGGACUACAUUUAAGAUGUUAUUUAAUCUGUUGUGUGUGCGUACUGUCAGAAUGUGUAUUUUCCCCUGCAAAAAACUGUUUUCAUUACGAUCUCACAUAUUGCAGUAGUGCCUUUUUUCAGAUAUUAUGUUGCUUCACAAAGUUGAAAAAAGUGACCUUAGCAGGUAUGAAAGAAAAAGAGCGCUUCAACAAUAGAUUUUUGUGAUUAUUAAAAUAUUACUGUAUAAUGUCAAUGGUGACAAUGGUCAAUGUUUUAGCUUUGUAAAUGUUUAAAGUACAGGCCCAAACCUAAUAAAAUA
Molecule: messenger RNA, 5565 nt
Organism: Carassius carassius (crucian carp)
Lineage: Eukaryota; Metazoa; Chordata; Actinopteri; Cypriniformes; Cyprinidae
Gene: slc4a2a
Product: solute carrier family 4 member 2a
Exons: 24
Coding region: 384-4109 (1241 amino acids)
Biological process (GO): transmembrane transport; regulation of intracellular pH; bicarbonate transport
Cellular component (GO): plasma membrane; apical plasma membrane; basolateral plasma membrane
Molecular function (GO): monoatomic anion transmembrane transporter activity; solute:inorganic anion antiporter activity
Source: RefSeq, a predicted model, not a curated record